CUGCAGAUGAGGUUCUCCUUGCUGGUGACGGUGCUCCUCGCACUGGCGGCGAGCGCGGCUGCGCGCAGCUCCCGCCUGCACAGCUCCCGCCUGCAGGCGUCCGGCCCCAACCCGAACCCCGACCGCAUCCAGCAGUGCUUCGAGUCCAACGUGCGACCACAGAGACGCCAGGACAGUAGCAGUAGUAGUGACGACUCGAGUAGUAGUAGCAGCAGCAGCAGCAGUAGCAGCAGCAGCAGUAGCAGCAGCAGUAGCAGCAGCAGCAGUGACAGUAAUGACAGUUCCAAUAAUGAAAACCCCAGUAACUUGGGAUUAGGCGGCAACAAUAACAACAACAAUGGCGGUUCUUGCCCGGUGGUGACGCCUGAUCAGUGCCGUAGCGGACGCCUGAUGCUGUGUGGCCAUUGUUACACCUGCGUCGUGAUUCUGGGUGAAGGAGAAGUGUGCCAAAAACUCAUCCGCGAGAACACGGAAUGUGCUGAAGGCUUGGAAUGUCGCAAUGUACGAUGUAGGCGUCCGUUACACUGAUGAAGAACGAUAUAACUGUGUUGCAGUGUAUAACAUCUCAAAUAACCCUUCUUUGUCAAUAAGUAACAUGUAAAUUGUUUUCAACUUUCACCAUUUUUAUAAUUACGUUACAAACAACAGGUCUAUUCUUUGACAAAAAAGGCCAAAUAUUUUUUGGCUCUUUGUCGCGAGUAUAUAAAUGUAAACAGAUCACCAAAAAGGCAAAAAUAGAAUAUCCCGUAAUUUGGGCAAUAAUAAUUGUAAUAAUAUUAUUAAUAUUACUAUUAACACUGGUUAAUAGUAGACAAUAAUGCAUUUAAAUGCCCAAAACCUUUCAGUUUUUAAACAUUUAUUCUCUCUGGUUAUUUAUUUAUUGUAUAUCGGUUUAAGAAGUAAACUUUCCGUUUUCCUUUCGUGUAUUUUACAUAAACAUUUACCACAAGAUUCGAGACUUUUAUCAGUCACUUCUCUCUUGACUUACACUUAUUAACAUCAUACAGUAUUCCAUUUCAUUAUCCAAUAUUAAAAAGGAAAGCAAUUAUGAGAAUGCAACCCAAGCAAUUACGCGUUUAUUACUGUCCGAUAAAUGGUCAUUAGCCUCUUUUCAAGCAAGUAAUAAUGGGUCAAUAAAAAGUGCUAUAUUUUAUUAUAAAAUUGUAUUGUGUCGAUUUUAGUAAACAGUUAAACUUUAUUUUAAUGAACAGUAACAAAUUUAAAAGAUACUCUGAAAAUUUGUGAAAAAUGUUUUGUCUGAAAUAUAAUAUCGACGAGAAAAAACUAACUUACUUAUGCAAAGUUGAUAUCACACAACAAAUAACUUUUAUGUAAUUAAUAUUUAUGCUGUCUUUUGAAUCUCUCAUUAGUAUUCUCUAAAACAGAUUUAUUUUUCUUGGACACAGAUAAAGCAAUUAAAUGACAAGGAAUCCUUUUGAAGUUUCCUUUUCAUUUUUGAAGUUAUAAUAGCUUAACCUACUUGUAUUUCUGCAUGUUUGUGAAAUUUGGUUGUAAUUUUUAUCGUGGGUUAGUCAUUCAGUCUUGUCCGACCCUUAAUAACCUUUUUCCAGGUCUUCCUAACCAGUGGUUCCCUAUGAUUUUCCACGUUCUUGGCACCUGGCAAGCGAACUAAUAAUUAAAACUGAUAUAAUUUACUUCUUGAAGUUCAUACAUAUUUAUUGUUAAAAUAUAUGGAAUUAAACAGAAUAACUUCAUUAUUAAUCACUAGUAUUGUUCUUGCACUAACAUCAAAAUAAAAUUUUGAAACAAUAAA
This is a messenger RNA of Gryllus bimaculatus (two-spotted cricket), 1774 nucleotides long. The record is from the annotation of a GenBank genome assembly. NCBI's taxonomy places the organism in Eukaryota, Metazoa, Arthropoda, Insecta, Orthoptera, Gryllidae.